Molecule: messenger RNA, 1851 nt
Organism: Dalotia coriaria
Lineage: Eukaryota; Metazoa; Arthropoda; Insecta; Coleoptera; Staphylinidae
Product: methyl farnesoate epoxidase-like
Exons: 5
Coding region: 279-1754 (491 amino acids)
Biological process (GO): xenobiotic metabolic process
Cellular component (GO): cytoplasm; intracellular membrane-bounded organelle
Molecular function (GO): heme binding; oxidoreductase activity, acting on paired donors, with incorporation or reduction of molecular oxygen, reduced flavin or flavoprotein as one donor, and incorporation of one atom of oxygen; iron ion binding
Source: RefSeq, a predicted model, not a curated record
GUACGUCUUUCCAUUUCUCCUUGUUGUGUGCCUUCUUUUUUCUAAAUAAAGUUGCAUUGUAAAUAAUAUUAAAAUAGAAGAGGUCACUCGGGGUACAAUGACGCUGUAUUUGGGAAGACGCAAGCUGCGUCCAGUCAGCCGUUCCUAAUGUAUCAUUAUACUAAACGGUGUGACAACUAAAAACCGGAAUUUUUGAUCGGGCGGAUCGUCUACCUUAUUCUACCUACGCACACCCUAAAAUUCAUCGCUGGCCGGAGAAGCCACCAACAGUCCGUACAAUGUGGAUGUUCGUGAUCGCCAUUGUCAUACUACUGUGUUAUUUGGUUUACGUGGACAUUAGAAAACCGAAAGAUUAUCCUAAAGGUCCGCGAUGGUACCCCAUUAUUGGCAAUUACACUCAGGUUUCCAAGGAGUUGGAAAAACAAGGAUAUCAUCACAAAGUAUGGAUGGAAUUUGCCAACGAAUAUGGUAAUAUGAUUGGUUUAAAAAUGGGAACAAUGCUACUGGUAGUAGUCAAUGGCGUCGAUUUGGUACGUGAAGUUUUGACCAGGGACGAAUUUUCUGGCCGUCCUGACGGUUUCUUUUUCAGACUACGCACUUUCGGAAAACAGAUAGGUCUUGUUUUCAGCGAGGGGUCAUUUUGGGAAAAACAACGGAAAUUUACAGUAUUCCAUUUGAGAGAUUUAGGAUUAGGUAGACAGAAAAUGGAGGCCUUGAUUCAAGAAGAAACUCACGAUCUAAUGGAAGUUUUAAAGCAGGAAAGUGCCAAAGGUCCCGUAGAAAUAAAAAACGCGUUUGAUAUCAGCGUGUUAAACACUCUUUGGGCAAUGACUGCCGGUAAACGAUACAACUUAAACGAUGAACGUUUAAACUAUCUAGCGCGUCUGGUACAUGAUUCAUUCACGAAAGUGGAUCCAAGCGGUGGUUUACUAAACCAAAUGCCACUUUUACGUUUCCUUGCUCCGAAUUUAUGCGGAUACAAUCUCGUGAGCACGUUGGUAAACAAAAUUACGCACUUUAUUAGCGAAUCUAUCAAUGAACACGUAGAUACGUUCGAUGCAGACUCGCCUCGUGACUUGAUUGAUAUGUUUAUCAAGAAAAUGCAUUCAAAAUCCGAAACGUUUACUGAGGAGCAACUAAUUUCGCUUUGCAUGGAUUUAUUCAUGGCAGGAUCGGAAACAACAAGUAACACGCUUUCGUUUGCGGUGCUUUAUCUUGCUGAAUACACCGACGUCCAGCGGAAAAUGCAGUCGGAAUUAAAUGAUGUGCUUGGAUCACGUACACCCACGCUUCGAGAUAAAAUCAAUUUGCCGUAUACAAACGCUGUCCUGUGCGAAAUCCAGCGAAUGAGUAACGUCGCUCCCGUGGGAGUGCCGCACAAAACAACGUGCAAUGUAACGCUGGCGGAUUGCGUCAUCCCGAAAGGCACGAUCAUGCUCGCUAAUUUGUUCAGCGUGCAUAUGGAUGAGAAAUUCUGGGGCGAUCCGCAUAAUUUCCGCCCGGAGAGAUUCUUGAAUGCUGAGGGACAGCUGGAAAUACCGGACAAACACUUUAUGCCUUUCGGGGUGGGCAAACGUCGCUGCAUGGGGGAAUUGCUAGCCAAGGCCAAUUAUUUUCUCGUGAUCACGACUCUACUGCAAAAUUUCCACAUUGAGAAGAAUCCAGAUGAUCCUGAAUUGAAUUUGUCUGGAAGAGACGGAUUUACUCUUUCUCCCGCAUCCACUAAAUUAAUAUUGAGUGCAAGGUAUUUGUAGUAAAUUUGACGUGCGUAAUUUUAUAUGUUUAUGCACAAAACCCCAUAAUAUCCAAAAUACAAUUUCGACCUUAUUGACGACUAGUUUCAGAACAUAA